GUCUCUUUAAGAAAAGUGUAGCCCAGUAGCAGAGGAAGGCCCUGCCUCCCAGAGCUUGUAGCACUCUACUUGGGCUGUGGAAGGGGAAACAGUUCUUGAUCUUCAUCGGAAUACAAUACACACACACAUAGGCAGCCACCCCAACUCCAGCUCCCACAGUAACAUCUAGCGUGGAGAUCAGCACUCCAGCCUGGCUCCCUGACACAGGAUGGACGUUCCUGAGCACUGAGCUCAGCUGCUGUAAAAAGCAAGUAGGAAAACAUACAGCUGGAUAAAAUUGAUCAUGAUCAGUAGAUAGCAACCCACACCAUGACCAUGGCUCCCCGGAAAAGGAAUCGUCAUACGUUGGGGUUUCUUUGCUGCUUCGGGGGAAGUGACCUCCCUGAAAUCAACCUCAAGGAUAAUAACCCCCUCCAGUUCUUGGAGUUCUCUGUCCCCAUCCCACCAGCGGAGGAGCUCAAUGCGAGGUUCUCUGAACUUGUGGAUGAACUGGAUCUCACGGAUAAGAACAGAGAGGCUAUGUUUGCACUCCCGCCAGAGAAGAAAUGGCAGAUAUACUGCAGCAAAAAGAAGGAACAAGAGGACCCUAAUAAACUUGCUACCAGCUGGCCGGAUUACUACAUUGACCGCAUCAACUCCAUGGCUGCAAUGCAGACCUUGUAUGCUUUUGAUGAAGAAGAAACUGAAAUGAGGAAUAAAAUAGUUGAAGAUUUAAAAACAGCUCUGCGGACUCAACCCAUGAGGUUUGUGACCAGGUUUAUUGAACUAGAUGGCUUGACCUGUUUGUUGAAUUUCCUGAAGAGCAUGGACUAUGAGACCUCAGAGAGCCGCAUACACACAUCCGUUAUAGGGUGUAUCAAGGCACUAAUGAACAACUCCCAGGGACGGGCACAUGUCCUGGCCCAUCCAGAAAGUAUCAAUAUCAUCUCCCAGAGCUUACGGACUGAGAACAUCAAGACCAAGAUCGCUGUGCUAGAGAUCCUUGGGGCUGUCUGCCUGGUGCCAGAUGGCCAUAAGAAGGUCCUACAGGCCAUGCUUCACUACCAGGUCUAUGCUGCAGAGAGAACAAGAUUUCAGACACUGUUGAAUGAGCUAGACCGAAGCAUGGGGCGCUAUCGGGACGAGGUGAAUCUCAAAACAGCCAUCAUGUCCUUUAUCAAUGCUGUUCUGAAUGCUGGUGCGGGCGAGGACAAUUUGGAAUUCCGAUUGCACCUGAGAUAUGAGUUUCUGAUGCUGGGUAUUCAACCUGUUAUUGACAAGCUAAGAGGACAUGAAAAUGCAACUUUAGACAGGCACUUGGAUUUCUUUGAGAUGGUGAGGAAUGAGGAUGAUCUGGAACUUGCGAAGCAGUUUGAUGUUAUUCACAUUGAUACCAAAAGCGCCUCUCAGAUGUUUGAGAUGAUCAAGAAGAGACUGAAGCACACGGAUGCCUAUCCCUAUUUGCUGUCAGUCCUUCAGCAUUGUUUGCAGAUGCCUUAUAAGCGGAAUGGGGGACAUUUCCAGCAGUGGCAGCUGUUAGAUAGAAUACUACAACAAAUCAUUCUUCAGGAUGAGAAAGGGGAUGAUCCAGAUAUAGCUCCACUGGACAACUUCAAUGUCAAGAACAUCAUUAAGAUGCUGGUGAAUGAGAAUGAAGUGAAACAAUGGAGGGAUCAGGCAGAAAAAUUCAGAAAAGAACAUGCAGAGCUGUUGAGCAGACUGGAAAAGAAAGAGAGAGAAUGCGAGAUAAAGACCCAAGAGAAAGAUGAAAUGAUGAAGACAUUAAACAAGAUGAAGGACAAGCUGCAGAAAGAAUCCUUGGAACUGCGUCAGACCCGGGGCCAAAUGACUGACCUGGUAGCACAAUUCAAUGAGUUCUCGCAAGGAGGUGGCAUUUCCUUUCCACCUCCUCCCCCACCUCCUCCUGGUGGCCCCUUAGUUUUACCCUGCUCUCUGAUGGAGUGUUUACCCCCCGUGCCACCUCCACUCCCAUUCUCCAGCUGUCCCCCUCCGCCUGCUCCACCACCUCCACCAGGCGGACCACCACCCCCACCGGGAGCCCCUCCUUUCUUCAGUCUGGGGAUGAUGCCCCCUCCCACAACUACUUUCAGCAGCAGCGGGACCAAUCUGAGGAAGAAAUCUGUCCCACAACCUUCUCACCCUCUGAAAUCCUUCAACUGGGCCAAACUGAGUGAGGAGAAGAUUCAUGGCACCAUUUGGCAUGAAAUCGAUGAUUUAAAGGCUUUCAAGGUGUUGGAUCUGGAGGAUUUUGAAAAAAUGUUCUCUGCCUAUCAAAGACACCAGGACCUGCUAACUAACCCCUCCUCCUGUAAGCAGAAAGAGAUGGGGUCAACUGAGGACUUGUAUUUGUCCACACGAAAGGUUAAAGAGCUUUCUGUUAUUGAUGGCCGAAGGGCUCAGAAUUGUGUCAUUCUCCUCUCCAAGUUGAAGCUGUCCAAUGACGAAAUCAAACAGGCGAUCUUGAAGAUGGAUGAACAAGAAGACUUGGCCAAAGAUAUGCUAGAGCAGCUGCUGAAGUUUGUUCCUGAGAAGAGUGACAUCGAUCUAUUGGAAGAACAUAAACACGAAAUUGACCGCAUGGCCCGGGCUGAUCGAUUCCUCUAUGAAAUGAGCAGGAUUGAUCACUACCAGCAGCGGCUGCAGGCGUUGUUCUUUAAGAAGAAGUUCCCAGAGAGGCUGGCGGAAUGCAAGCCAAAAGUGGAAGCCAUUCUUCUAGCCUCCAAGGAGCUCACUCGCAGCAGGCAUUUGAAGCAGCUCCUUGAGGUUGUCCUGGCCUUUGGCAAUUACAUGAACAAGGGCCAGAGGGGAAGUGCGUACGGCUUCAAAGUCUCCAGCCUGAACAAAAUUGCAGACACCAAAUCCAGCAUAGACAGGAAUAUUACACUGUUGCACUAUUUAAUUAUGAUCUUUGAGAAGAACUACCCAGAUAUCCUAGACAUGCAGGCUGAGCUGCAGCAUCUUCCAGAAGCAGCAAAAGUCAACCUGAUGGAGCUUGAGAAGGAAGUUAACAACAUAAAGACUGGAUUGAAAGCCGUUGAGGUUGAACUGGACUAUCAGAAAAGACGCAUGCGGGAAACAGGGGACAGGUUUGUGCCUGUCAUGAGUGACUUCAUCACUGUGGCCAGUUUCAGCUUCUCGGAGCUGGAAGACCUUCUGAACGAGGCGAGAGACAAGUACGCCAAGGCGGUGAAGCUUUUUGGAGAAAACGAGGGUAAGAUGCAGCCAGAUGAAUUUUUUGGCAUCUUUGACACCUUCCUUCAGUCGUUCGCAGAGGCCAAGCAAGAUCUGGAGACUAUGAGGAAGAAGAAGGAGGAGGAGGAGCGCAGGGCACGCAUGGAGGCCAUGCUGAAAGAACAAAGGGAGAAAGAGAGGCGACAAAAGAAAGCACAAGCUGGAAGCGUCUCCGAGGAGAGUGGAGAGUUUGAUGACCUGGUGUCAGCCCUGAGGUCGGGUGAGGUCUUUGACAAAGAUUUAUCCAAGCUCAAGCGCAGCCGCAAGCGUUCAGGGAACCAAGGCUUGGAGACAAGUCGGGAGAGGGCAGUGACCAAACUAAAUUAUUAACAACAAAAGGAAGGAGGGGAUGUAAAGAGCAAGAACCAACACAAAGAAGAUGACGACAAAGGAAAAACCAAGAAAGAGGAAUAUGUGUGACAGCAAUUGGCUGAUGGUUGCCCGCAAGGGCUCACCAGCCCUUGGCCAGAGAUCAGUUUUCCUCCCUUCCUUCUCCUUCCCCGUGCACCUAAUGCGGAAUGGCUGGAAAAGUGCCUCUGGGGAACCACCAGGGUUUGUGACUGGGCCAUUCAGAUUAUUGGCCAAUUUACUUCUGGGAGUCUUGCCUCCAAGCUCAUCAAAGGCCCAUUGAUGACAACAGGAAGUACUUGGGCCUUGUGGACCACGGGGCAGCUGGGGGAAGGUCGUUCACUAUGUGCCAAAGUACAAAUAAGUAGUGUUCUCUGCCUGUUGAGAAUAAGCAAGACCAUUACUAUUUUAGACUGGCUCUGAACACACAUGACACUUCGUCGAGACCUGGAGCAGCCUUCGGGAGUUUGCAUGGAGUAGUUUUAAGAGAACUGGAUUUAGAAAGAGUCAUUGACUAGAACCUGAAAAAUGCUUUUGAUCUCACAUACUGUGUAUUUUUAUUUGUGUUUUUGUGGCCUGUAGUAUCCAAAGCAAGUGGCACUCAGAAGGGUAGGAAUGGGGUUUGGACUAAGAUGGAGUCCUGGCUCAAAAGCCCAUAAUUGGAAUUGAUAAAAGAAAAGCAUUUACAAAACUUUGAUUUUUUUUCUAAAGCCUUUCUCUGGAACCUGUUGAAGCUUUAAGGGAUAUUCUAGAACCCAAGAAGAUGGGAGAAGGCAAAAUACAUGUUGUAGAAUAGGUGUUCUAAUUUGGAGUCUAGAAAAAGAACCCACAGCUGAUUGGAGCCAGACCUAGAUGAUCCUACAGCCUACUGUAAUUGUCCAAGGGUGGGCAGGGAAUAGCACCUACUGGCUAUAAUUUCAUAUUGCUUUUGCAUCAUUUUGUUAGCAUCACCAAAUGGAAAGUGGGAACUGUCUGGGAUCAUCAUGUCUUAAAUAGAAACUGUCAAAUGGGGCCACUGGCAGUGGAAAUAGGAUAUUUUCUUUCCGCUUGGUGCCAGCUAUGACUUCAUUGGGACGAACUGGAGCUUGCAUCUAACAAGUUGGCCUUCUCAGCAAACCCCUGAGGGAACCAUUAAACAUCAUAAUAUAU
Pelodiscus sinensis (Chinese soft-shelled turtle) is the source of this 4728-nucleotide messenger RNA. It is a transcript of the gene DAAM2, whose product is annotated as dishevelled associated activator of morphogenesis 2. Gene Ontology annotation, molecular function: small GTPase binding; actin binding. NCBI's taxonomy places the organism in Eukaryota, Metazoa, Chordata, Testudines, Trionychidae. The record is from RefSeq and is a predicted model, not a curated record. Gene Ontology annotation, biological process: negative regulation of oligodendrocyte differentiation; positive regulation of canonical Wnt signaling pathway; actin cytoskeleton organization.